Molecule: messenger RNA, 1526 nt
Organism: Haliotis rufescens (red abalone)
Lineage: Eukaryota; Metazoa; Mollusca; Gastropoda; Lepetellida; Haliotidae
Product: leucine-rich repeat and WD repeat-containing protein 1-like
Exons: 13
Coding region: 59-1300 (413 amino acids)
Biological process (GO): establishment of protein localization to chromatin; chromatin organization
Cellular component (GO): nuclear origin of replication recognition complex
Molecular function (GO): protein binding; chromatin binding
Source: RefSeq, a predicted model, not a curated record
UACAUACAGCAUCUUUGUUUACAUAUUUUUCGAUCUUACACGUGCGUGUUUUUCUAAGAUGAGAGAUCGUUCACAGUUGAAGAGAAAAGCGCCAACAGGAAAGACAAAAUUGCCGCCAGUAUCCGACUUUGAGCCUGUACACUUCGUCCGAUGCCACUCAGCAGACAAUGACCCCAAUAACAACCAAGCCAAGGUGUGGCGGUGUGCGUUUGAACCCGUCAAGGGGAAGCCAGAUGAGAGCGGUCACAUUCUUGCAACCUGCGGCAGCAACAUCGUGUGUUUCAUUGACUGUGCGACAGGGAGGGUCCUCCGCAGAUACAAGGACACAAACCAGACUGAGACUUUCUACACACUAGCAUGGACGACGGUACCUUCCCAAAUAGAUGCACGGGAGACGGUCAACAUCCUGGCAGUGGCAGGGGAGGGUGCCACCAUCAAGCUGCUGCACCCCCGCCAGCUCGUCAUGUUCGGCAGUCUGCAGGGGCACAAGAAGUACAUCAGUUGUCUCCUCUUCCAUCCCAGAAUCCAUCACUACCUCUUCAGUGGCAGCAAUGACGGCUUCAUCAUGAUGUGGGACAUCGGGACCCCUGACCUCUCACAGCACAGGACGGACUUCAAACCUCUACUGAAGAUCAGCGUCCCGGGGUCUGAGGCGCUCAACCUGGAAUACAGUCUGUCAUCACACACACUGCUGGCAGCGUGCGAAGACGGCUGUUUCGGAUGGAACAUGGAGUCAGAGUUGAAGGAUGUUCACAACCGCAGAACAGCCAAAGUGAUCAUGUCGUCGACCUAUAAGUUUGACCUUCAGGGCAAGUCUGACACUGUUGAUGGCCUUGCUCUGCUGCCUGGGGAUGUCGUAGCUACCAAGUGUGUUCGAUCUGGGGCAGUGCUGUUGUGGAAUCUGCUGGACCAUGUGAGGUCAAAGGUCAAGAGGUCAGGGGGCAUCAAGGUUGAACCUCUGGCAGAGCUAGAAUACACACACACAGAUGUGGAGUAUCUCAACAUGGGAUACGGUGGCGGUCUGCUGGGAGUUGGGGAUGACCUAGGAAAUGUCUACAUCUACAAUGUUGCCACUCUGGCCCGGAAGAAAGCGUCUCCUUCUGAUGACAUUCUGUGCCCUUCUACGGUGAUUGAAUGGCCUGAGUUAAUGGCCGACUCCCGGACUGGGAUCGAUGAAGAGUUGCUUCACAACAAGAAGCAAAUCGUCGUGAAUGGUGUAUCCGUCAGCUCCAGCUCCGACUACAUUGCAUUUGGAACAGACAACAACCUAGUGUGUAUACUGAAGAACACACAACGAUGAACACCAAAGGGAAGUAACUCUCACUCGAUGAACACCAAGGGAAAGUAACUCUCACACAACGAUGAACAAGCUCCUUCCUAGCGCAUGACACCUUUGUUACACUCUUGAUCUUGAAAUUUGCCCUCUAACCCCAAAUAUAGUAAUGUUUAUACUUUUGUUUAUGUCUUUGGGAAUGCAAUCAUAUUUCAUUUUGAAAAGGUUUACAACUGACCAUGUUUUCCAGAUG